AUGGACCGCAACGACCCAGCGAACCGCGGGGUGAAGGAGUAUGGAUGCGAGCAUUACCGACGGCGUGCCAUGAUAGUUGCACCGUGCUGUGACAAGCCCUUUUGGUGCCGGCACUGUCACAACGCCGCUUGCAACGAUAACGAGGUUGACCCGAAAAAGCGACACGUGCUUGACCGCAAGGCGAGUGGUUUUGCACUUUUAAGCGUGGUGUGCGGGUUGUGCGGCCUGCGCCAGGACAAGGCAUCCACAUGCACAGGCUGCGGCGUGGCGUUCGGGCGCUACACCUGCCUGCUGUGCUCCUUCUUCGACGACGACCUCUCCAAGGAGUGCUUCCACUGCCAGGACUGCGGCAUCUGCCGAGUGGGCGGUCGGCAGAACUUCUUCCACUGCCGCACGUGCAACUGCUGCUACUCUCUGUCGCUGCGGGACCAGCACGUGUGCAUCGAGAACUCCAUGCACGCCAACUGUCCGGUCUGCUGCGAGUUCCUCUUCGACUCCAUCAAGCCCAUCAUUAUCAUGCAAUGCGGCCACACCAUCCACCAGGAGUGCCUCCGCUCUCUGGCCGAGCACUCCACGUACACCUGCCCAGUGUGCAUGAAGUCCAUUCUGACAGCUGCGGCCAUGGAGCGAGUGUGGCUGGGGCUGGAUGAAGCGGUGCAGGCCACCCCCAUGCCUCCCGAGUACGCCAACCUCAAGGUGGGCAUUCUGUGCAACGACUGCACCGCCAGGUCCUCCGUCAACUUCCACGUGCUGGGUCACAAGUGCAAGGAGUGCGGCUCCUACAACACGCGGCGAACAUGA
Molecule: messenger RNA, 801 nt
Organism: Volvox carteri f. nagariensis
Lineage: Eukaryota; Viridiplantae; Chlorophyta; Chlorophyceae; Chlamydomonadales; Volvocaceae
Exons: 6
Coding region: 1-801 (266 amino acids)
Biological process (GO): ubiquitin-dependent protein catabolic process; protein ubiquitination
Cellular component (GO): nucleus
Molecular function (GO): ubiquitin protein ligase activity; zinc ion binding
Source: RefSeq, a predicted model, not a curated record